Messenger RNA from Biomphalaria glabrata, 5567 nucleotides. RefSeq names its product autophagy-related protein 16-1-like. Gene Ontology annotation, biological process: autophagosome assembly. The transcript is spliced from 18 exons. Gene Ontology annotation, cellular component: autophagosome membrane. Gene Ontology annotation, molecular function: protein binding. Bases 25 to 1668 code for a protein of 547 amino acids. The record is from RefSeq and is a predicted model, not a curated record. NCBI's taxonomy places the organism in Eukaryota, Metazoa, Mollusca, Gastropoda, Planorbidae.
GUUUACAGAUAAAGGAAAACAAACAUGGCGACUGACACAAAUUGGAAAAGAGAUCUACUGAACCAAAUUCAGCGUCGAAAUCGUAAACAGUCAUAUCCCUUUAUCCAUUUGAUUCAAACAAAUAACAAGUUACAAGAGAUAGCGUCUUCGCUUCAUUUAAAAAAUGUCCAGCUACAAGUUGAGAUUGAAAGAUUGAAAGAAGAAUCAAUAAGCUCCCAUGUCAGGGGAGACGGAGUAGUAAGUAUUGCCACCACUCAUCAGUUAGAACAGAAGUUGUUUAAACUUCAGGAAGAACUGACAGAAAUGCACAAAAAAAGGGGAGAGAAUGCUCAACAAAUUAUUGACUUGAAUGCCUUAUUACAAGAGAAGGAAAAAGAAAUACAACACAAAGAUACCAUGAUCUCAAGUAUGGUUGAAACCAACGUAACACUUAAACAGUCCAAAAAAGCUUUAGAAUUCUCUAUAGCUGAACUAGAAGCCACUAAUCAAAUGUUGAAAGAUGAGCAUCAGGCUCUACAAAUGGCCUUCACAGCCUUAGAAGAACGCUACAGGAAAACCCAAGAGGACAAUAGUGAUCUUAUACAGCGUUGGAUGGAACAGAAGGCCAAAGAUGCUGACAGAAUGAAUGCUGAGAAUGCUGAUUUCAUCAAAGCUAGACAGCAAAGAUUAGCCAAAGAUUUAGAAGAAGCAGCUAAAGAACAGGUUCCUGUUGACUUAGAUAAAGGGCCUGUGGAUGGUUACAUUCCUGCUGUAUGUGUGAUGGCUUCAGUGCCUUCAAGAGCUCAGUGUGUGUUUGAUGCCCAUGAAGGCGAGGUCUACUCUGUCCAGUGGAAUGCCAUGGGCAGCUUUUUUGCAUCUGGUGGUGCUGACAGAAAGAUUAAGUUAUGGGAAUACCAUAAUGGUGUGUGUGAAUCAAGAGGAACUCUAGUUGGCAGCAAUGCUGGUAUCACAUCCUUGGACUAUAGUCAAGAUGAUUCAAUGUUACUUGGUGCCUCCAAUGACUUUGCUAGUAGAAUAUGGACAGUUGUUGAUCAAAGAUUGCGGCACACCUUGACUGGACACAGUGGCAAAGUGUUGUCAGCCAAGUUUCUGACUGAAGGCAAAGUGGUGUCUGGCAGCCAUGACAGGACACUUAAAAUAUGGGAUCUAGUCAGCAAAUCUUGUGUAAAAACUAUAUUUGCUGGGAGCAGCUGUAAUGAUCUUGUCACACUCUAUGGUGCCAGUAUUAUAAGUGGGCAUUUUGACAAAAGAAUCAGAUUCUGGGACACCAGGGGUCCUGCAGACAGUAGCAUCAACGAGAUUCUUCUUCAGGGCAGGCUGACCUCCUUAGCUUUAGCUUCAGAUAAGAAUCAACUCCUCUGCUGUACUAGAGAUGAUUGUUUAAAAAUUAUAGACCUGAGAAUGAACCAAGUGUCCUGUACAUUAACUGCAGAUGGAUUCAAGGUUGGCUGUGAUUGGUCCAGAGCGGUAUUUAGUCCAGACAGAGAAUAUGCUGCUGCUGGUUCAGGAGAUGGUCAUUUGUUUGUGUGGAAUGUAAGCAAAGCCAAAGUGGAAAAAAUAUUAAAAGAACACAGUCAUGCAGUGGUAGCCUGUUCCUGGAAUCCAUCCGGUGUGUCUUUAGUUAGCUGUGAGAAAGGGAAAAAAGUUGUUUUGUGGUCUGACUUUUGAUCAGAUGAGUCUAUCCAAUAGAAGUAAAUACCUGUGAUAGCUAAGUAUGAUAUGGUCUGCUUGUGUAGGAUGAGGCCCAUAUGUCAUCUUUGCUGUGCCAAGUAAUCUUGCUUUAAGUUUCCAAAGUUACCAGUCAGUGACUCUCAAACUUUUUAACAAAUAUUUUUGUUAUUGUUGUUUUAAUUGUUUUUUAUUAUUUAUGAAUCUUUUUAAACAAAUAUUGUACUUCCAACCUUUUAUUUCAUUCUUUGAUUCUUUGUCACAUAUGACUGGCAGAUAUUUUAAAGUUCUGCGGAAGGUUGCACAAAUAUGCAUAUACUUAAAGUAUCUGUAUUUCUAUCCUUAAAAUUCUUCCCAUCAUAUUUCAACAUAAUUAUAAAACAACGAAUAGUCAUUGAAGUAUUUGAAUUGAAAUCUUGUGUUUGAAAAAAAAAAGAUUUCAUUGAAGAAGACUUAAGAAAACAGCUUAGAAAUAGUCUGAUCAAACAGCUUAGAAAUAGUCUGAACAAACAGCUUAGAAAUAGUCUGAACAAACAUUCCAGUGAAUCAUGAGGAAUGCUAGUUAAAUAUUUAGUUUGUUCCUUUGUCAUUUUCUUUGUAAGUUUGUGUACAAUAGUUUUAACAAACAUUUAGAUCUAUUUAUUUGCUCAAUAUGGUCUUAUUAUAGCCUGUUUAUAAUUAUACAAAUGAUUGCUUAGUGCUACACACUUAUUUCAUUGUAUAUACAAGUGCAUAUACAAUAAGCUAGGCAAGAAGAUGACCUUUUUUUUUUUUGUCUUUACUCCUGGUACUUGACAUUGCAAGAUUCUUUUAGCUUGGCUUGUCAUCUCUGCCUUUGGUCCCUUCUGGGGCUUAGGCCACCAACCAGCUUCCUCCAGGCAUUUCGGUUCUGGGCUAGUCUCUCCAACUAUCCCCACGUCCUGCCCAUCUGCUUGGCAUCUGCUUCCAAAUUGCGGUGUCAUGUAUUCCUGGGCUGUCCAUUCUUUCUUUUUUCUUUGGGAGUUCCAGGUUAGGGCUUGCUUGUUAUGUUGGAUGCUGGCUUAGAACCUAUCCAUCUCUAGCGUCUCUAAAGGAUAUCUACUUCAAUGGGCUGCUGCUUUCUUCUUUGCCACAGUUCCUCAUUCGAGAUCUUGCAUGGCCAGCAGAUCAGAAGAAUUUGCCUCAUGCAGGUAUUGAUGAAUACCUGGAUUUUUUCAGGCCGGUGAUGGUGGCUCUCCGGGUCUCUGCUCCAUAAAGUAGUAUCGGCUUAACAAUGAUGUUAAGUCAUCUCUCAUUAUAAUGAGUACGCAGCAGGCACAAAUAGCUACCUAGACAUUUUAUUUACAGAUAAGAAAACAAAUAGAUCAGUCAGAAAUCAAGAUUAAAGAUAGCUCCAGGCAAUGUUGUACCUAAAGCUCAGAUGUCAUGUAUAAAUCACGUUAAUAUAGAUUUGUGGUUUUAAACGCUGAAGAAUGGAUAAUGCUAUCAACAGCUUUCUUUUUUUUUGUUUUACACAAACAUAACGGCUGUAUGUUAUUCAAACAUAACGGCUGUAUGUUAUUCUAUUGAAAGUAUUAUGAAUUGUUUGUUAAUGUAACUGUUGACUUGAGUGAGAUUAAAAUAAUAGCAAAGAGACAUCACUAUCUUCAAUAUCAGAAAUACACUAGAUGUCUCGCCCCUAGAAUUAUUGUUGACUUUAGUAUCUUCUGUUUUAUUGUGUAUCAAGACCAUUAGCCUCAGAUACCUGAUGAUGACUGAAUCAUAUUUUUUAAUGCUGAAUGUUGUGUGUUAUGAGAGUGCCAAUGUUGAAUUUUAUUUUAUGUUGUUUUUUUUAAAUUUUAACUUAACUUUUGUUACGACGACUUCAUCAUUCAUUUUUUUUUUACUUUGUUGUUAUUUUUUUUAACUUCCUAAUGGUAUAUUUUGAUUUCAAUACGUAUUUUCAUAAAAAGUAAACAGUAUUUCUGUUACUUGCAACACAGAUUGUUUAACUCAUUGAAAGGCAUUUUGAAUCAAACCAGGCUCUGUUGCACUUUCACCCUUCUUUCUACUUCUAUUGUGUAUGCCAUCUGCAAUCCAGGACUUACUUUCCAUGCGGAUCUUUCCAGUGCCUCUUUUUCCCAACUGUUAGUGUCGAUUUUUGAAGAGCUUCAUGUCGUGUUUGCGUACAUCAGUCUACCUUAAAAGUCUACAUAUAAGAGCUCCACUUUUAGUAGAGCCAUGAUAUAGUAGAAGCUUGUGUGACUAGCUCAACCCUUUUCUUGUAAUCAUUGUCAAUACUGAUCAUCAAUACAUCUGUGUUGCUAGAGGACCCUUUAGUUCACAUAGGUGGUGAAGAAAGGUGUUCUAUUCAAAUCUUGUGGUUAACAUCUGUUGGUGCUGAAACCUUUUUAACCGUUUGGUGUAGUACCAUUUCUUGGUGGUAAGUCGUUGGAUGGACAUAACAAAAGUAGUUAGAGUAUAACUUGUUUGCAUAUCACCAUGAAGUCAAAACAUAUUAAGCUGUACAUCAAAUACCAGGCAGUAUUUAUUUUCUUAUGUUUGUGAAACAUUAUGUAAUGGAGUCUUAUCAUAUUGAAUUUACUGAUGCUUUGCUGUUUUUUUUUUGCUUUCUGUGUUUUGUUCCGUUUAUAGUUCUUGGUUUAAUUUGAUUUUUAUUAAGUCUUUGAAUUGUUGAUGGGUGCAUGUAUCAUAUAAGAUGAAUUAGUAUGAGUCCUUAUUAAAACUUAUGUUUGUGAUAAUAUUCUCAUAUGUUGUUAUGUAUGUCAUUUGUUAUAUUAACAUUUCAUUCCAAUUUAUUGUCGCCCUGGUUUAAAUAUAAAGAUUUAUUGUGUAUCGGUAAUACUUCUAUCUAUUCUCACUGUUUACAGGGCCGACCCUAGCAUUUGUGGGGCCCUAUGCGAAACGGAUCGCGCGGGGCCUAGUCUGGGUAGGGAUAAGCAUAAUGUCAAAAUUAUUUUUUUUUGAAUGAGAAAAUAGGCCUACUUUCGUCUUUGCAAUAAAUUUUUAUCAAAUGAAAGCUCGCAAUGCCACUUUUUUAUUUAUUGGCACCCCAAAAUGUCAAUUUCGUCUAUUUGAAUAAAUAAAAAGUUCACCACUUUAUCGUAUAUUUUGCCUUUUCAUGAGAUUUCCUGGAGGCCCUGGAAAAUCAGGAUGUCGCGAAAACCCUGUUAAUUUGUAUCCGUUAUAAUGGUUUAAUUUAAUAAUGUACACUUAGAAUAAGCGCGGGGCCCACUGCAACCGCAUAGACUGCAGUGGCCUAAGGCUGGCCCUGACUGUUUAUGUUUGUUUUACAAUAUAUUAUUAUUAUUUAUAUUAUUAUUCUGUUACAUGAACAUGGUUGCUACAAAUAGGUUUGUUAUCCAUCCACUUCCUGCCUUUUCUGUCCACUCAACUCUAUUCUUGUUUUUUUUAUAGGCACCUACAUUUUUCUUGGGGGGACGUAAAAAUGUUUGGACAUUGUACUGGUCUCCUAUCACCCUCAUUAAAAGUUGAUUUCAGAAACACUUGCCUUAUAGAUAUGAAGGUUUGAUAAGGUUACUUACACUGUCAUGCCCACACUAACAUGUAGGCUAAGUAAUUGUAGGAAGAUCAACUCUCAUUCAUUUAGCAUGAAGGGACAUUCAAGGUUUUUUUUUAUGUCCAAACUAAGUUUUUAAUUUAACUACUUUUUGCUGUAGUCUCUAAAGUAACAACAUAUCCUACUGCAUAGUCUGUAGUAACUUUUCAAUAAACCAAUUUCAGCAUUUGAAUAACUGAAUUGCCAGGUAGAAUGCCUGCUUUUAUGUCUUUUUUUUUUUUUUUGAAAAGGGUAAAUGAAACUUUGGUUCUCAUUUGUUUUGUCGUGUUUGUGACAUAAAUGUGCAAUAUUUUUUUUAUGCUUUCUUUUUAGACACUGAAAUAAAUUAUUGCCAAUUUCA